AGUCUUACUGCAGGAGUAUCAGGGCUAAUAAACAGGAGGGUGGACGUGCCCCCCUCUCUCUCCUCUCCUCUUCUCUCGCCUCCUCCGCAGUGCACUUGCAGCUGAGCAGCACUCCGGACAGGACGGUCUCCUCCCCCCUCCUCUUCUGCCUCCUCUUCUUAUUCCUCUUCUUUUUUUUUGUUGUUGUUUUUUUUUGUUAUCUAUGUGUGGUACUGCUGAGGGGUGCACCUUCAGUCGCAUCUCACUCCGGUGUGAGGGUCCCGUAUACGAACGGACGCGUGACGGGUGAGGACUCAUUGAUAAAAAUCCACGCCGCUGGGAUUAAAAUGAGCACUCCUGCUGCGCGGCUCUCCUCCACCUCCUCCUCCUCCUGCUCUGCCUCCUCCACAUAGCGCUGCUUUCUCUGCACAAGAUCUGAUUUUAUGAGACUCCAGCAGGCGACGCAGGAUGACUACUACAGUAUCGCUGGUGGUUUUGUGCGCUCUGGUGGCGUUAGUGUUGGCAUCUAAGACGGAACGGGCUGUGCUUCUGCAGCCCUGUGACAGUGGCCAGUACACGGCCGGUGGGGAAUGCUGCGAGCAGUGUCCACCUGGAGAGGGAGUGGUGAAGAAAUGCGGCGCUACACAGACGGUCUGCUCCCAGUGUUUGGACAGUGAAACUUUCUCAGAGAACUACAGUCACACAGAACAGUGCUCGCCCUGCACGCAGUGCAUCGGCCUGAUGCGGAUGGAGACGCCUUGCACCGACUCCAACGAUGCCAUCUGCAUCUGCAACUACAACUACUUCUUCAGCUCGAUAUCGGGCCAAUGCGAGUCAUGCACGGUGUGCCCUGCAGGCCAGGGUGUGUUUGCUCACUGCGAACACAACCACGAUACAGUGUGUGAGGAGUGUGUGGACGAUACCUACUCUGACCGGGAAAGCUACCUCGAUCCCUGCCUGCCCUGCACCAUCUGUGACGAGGAAACGGAGAAACAGCUGGCUGAAUGCACACCAACCAGUGACUCUGUCUGUCACAAUCCUCUGAUUCCUACAUAUUUUGGUCCGACAGACAUGGAUCCAUCUCCACCCUCAUUUACCAAUUACUUCCUCCCUGGCUCUGACAGUCCGAUUCCAGGAGCAGAGACAACCACCUCCAGCGCUGGCUCUCCUCGCUUCCUCGGUCACGGGCUCAACGAAAACCUCAUCCCCAUCUACUGCUCCAUCGUGGCUGCUGUGGUGGUGGGCCUGGUGGGCCUAGUGGCCUACGUUGUUUUUAAGAGGUGGAACAGCUGCAAGCAGAACAAGCAGGCAGCUAAUAACCGCGCGGCUACGAACAACCAGAUGGUGACGCCGGAGGGAGAGAAGCUGCACAGCGACAGCGGCAUCUCAGUCGACAGUCAGAGUCUGCAGGAGCAUCAGCAGCAGCAGCAAGCCCAGGCCGAAGUCCAGGCUCAACCUGCACGCUCUCACACACAGGAACAGAUAGUGGUGAGGGUCGAUGGUGGCCCCCAGCCUGACACGCCACCCCCUGAAGUCUGAGGAGAGAGAAGAGGAGACAUCAGAGCUGAAAACAGGGAGAGGAGAGUUGGGACUUGACAGUGGACCAAAAAAAACGAAAGCAGGGGGGAGGGGCACAUGGGAAUGUAAAACUGAUCUCCAGUUCACAUCUGAAGUGGCCACAGAGAAAAUCUUUUGACUUUGAAAGCCUCCCAGCACCUUUGGACCGCAGUCUGACUCUUCAUCCCUGCAUACAGAGUCCAAAUCUACCCAUCAGUGUGCCUGGACACAAACUGUACGGCAAUAUCAAUCUGUACCAAUGUCACUGCACAUACAUAAUCAUACAAAAUGCCAGUGCAUCUCGUAUUAAAUGAGAGUAUCUAAUAUUCCCACUAACUGCCAAUUUAGCAUCCCCAAACCCUGCCUAAUCCUGCCAUUUCCCCUCUACUUCCAUGAUCACUAGCCAUGAAACGAAUGUGCCUGAAAUGGAAGUAGGCAGACAGGUUCUUUAUGAUCUCCCCUUUCUUUCCUAUGUGCAUCAGAAAUACUUUUCUCUCUUCCUCUGUGGUGCCCCACUCUCAGUUAAUCCCUCAUCUCCAUCCGAAGGAUCCUAUCCAUUAGACCCCCGCCGUUGUCUGCGAUACAAAAAGCAGCGGGGGAGGCGUGAGUCAACCCCAAGUUCUUCUGUAGUUUCUUGUUCUUUUUCAUUAUUUAACGGACACAUUUCAUGGCACGUUGUCUCGAAGAGUGUUUGCGUCAAUGUUUGAGAUUGGCAGCUCAGGCUGAGGCAAGUGACUCAUAUCUGGGAAGAAAGGUCAAUUGCUGCGUAGCCCUCUUGGUAAUCAACUAUUUUUUUCUCUUUUUCCUGCACUUUCUCUUUUCCCUUGGCUGAAAUAGACCUCUUCACAGUGGCUCCAGGGAUUGUAUUUCAGUAAUUUCAUGCUUAUAAUGUAACACGGCUCCGGUUGGUGGUGCAUUACUUUCAUUUUGUGGCUUCAGUUACAUGGCUGAUUCAGCAGGGUGCUUCCUCGGCUCUCCGUGGAGCCUGGACGGGCAACAUAAGAGAAACAUCUCCUGGGCUGUGGAGCUCUGCUGAGUCACUGUGAUGGGUUGAGAUGCAAGCUGUGACGUCAUUGGUGACCCAGUAUAGAGCUGCUACAUAAACAGACGCUUUAAUGAAUUUGGUGGGGGAAAAAAUGCCCAAAGUCCCAUCUGUCAUGCCUUACACUUGCCGAGUGGGAAAAUUGGGACACCCCUCAGAGGCAAACUCUUCACUAUCCUCCACUCACCGACAGCACCACCCUCUACAUACUCACUCUUACACUUACACACAGCUCUGAUCGAGCCUGAUAAACAGUCCUGAGGCGCUAAUGUACCAGCCGCGCUUGAAUCCAUCAACACAAGGCCCAUUAGAGAGACGUCCUGACAGGCAGGUAGUAAUUACCUCAGGGUUUCAGCUUCUUUACCCUUUGCUCUUCUCAGCUCAGACACAGCUCAUCGGGGGUAAUGCUGUGGUCAACAGAGGGCUGACAUGGCCCUAUUUGAAGACGCAACAUGACAUUACAGAUCCCUUCUCCAAGCCUCAGGCCGGUGACAUUUAAUAUACCGCCACGGUGGUAUAAAAGCACUUAGAAGUAUAGCUGGGUGACACUUUUUUUUUAUCACAAAGAAUGUCUUUUAUGUUGACCCCCUACUACUUGCAGUAACUGUAAAAGCAUAGAUAUCUUGUAUAGAAGCAUAUUGGAGUUACGCUUGACUGCACUGCUUUAGCAUCCAUUCCUACAGGGGCACGUGCUUUCUCAGGGUCCCAAUUUUUGUGAUUUGACAAAAAAAUUAGAGUAUUUCUGUAAACGUCCUGUAAAGUUUAAAUAGACUAGGCAGGUAGACAGGUACAUACAUGAAGCGGCUGUAGAGUAAAAAAGCUGUUAAAAGGUACAGUUUAAUGUGUGUAUUUGAUUGUAUUGAUUAAGGCACUGAUGAAUCAGAAUGGGUUUGAAAUUUUAGGGAAUUCAUUUUCUUUCCAACACUUACAUGAGAAAAUCAAGCAGCAACUUCCAGGCUGAGAA
Labrus mixtus (cuckoo wrasse) is the source of this 3542-nucleotide messenger RNA. It is a transcript of the gene ngfra, whose product is annotated as nerve growth factor receptor a (TNFR superfamily, member 16). Gene Ontology annotation, molecular function: coreceptor activity; nerve growth factor binding; death receptor activity. The record is from RefSeq and is a predicted model, not a curated record. The transcript is spliced from 6 exons. Gene Ontology annotation, biological process: Rho protein signal transduction. Gene Ontology annotation, cellular component: cell surface; plasma membrane. Lineage: Eukaryota; Metazoa; Chordata; Actinopteri; Labriformes; Labridae. Bases 448 to 1518 code for a protein of 356 amino acids.